AUGAGGUUCGGUUUCCUCACAUUGAGCACUUUGCUCGCCAGCGCUGCAUCUGCGCUCCCAGCAAAGCGUGCCACCGGACCAUUCUUGACACAGGUCGACAAUGAGACGUGGGUUAUUGGCAAUGAGUUGUGGAACAUGACCCAGGGCAGACAAUAUGGCGUCAAGCUAUUCUACCAGGACCAUGAUUGCGUAGGGGAUGCUGUCGGCCAUUAUGUCUCUUACAACGGUGCAGCGUCCGACCUCAACUGGACAUCAGCAUCGAUUGUAUCGUCUGGUACUCACGACGGCAAGUCCUUCAUUGACGUGCUCUUCACCGCCAAAGAGGGCGACUUCCACUGGAUCAUCUUCGAGGGGCUGGCCGGUGCGUAUCAGUACUUUGUCAACCAUGCGCUGCCGACUCUAGGCGAGUUCCGUACCUUGUGGCGGCUAGACAACACCACCUUUCCCAAUGGCAAGACAGACCAACGCGACGAACCGCUGCCGCCAUUGUCCGAAUAUCUACCACAGAACAAGGUCCAGGACGAGACGUGGCUGAAGCCAGACGGGAGUGGUUACAUCACUAAGUACGACUUCACGACUUGGAUUCGCACACAGACGUAUUAUGGAGUAUAUGGCAGUGAGUUUGGCAGCUGGUAUAUCAAUGCUGGGAAGGAUUAUUACAAUGGAAAUCAUCUGAAACAAGAGCUGUUCGUCCACCGAGAAUCGUCCACGGGCGAUGCGGUACAGCUCAAUAUGAUUCACGGCACGCAUUUCCAAGUUUCAUCGUCUGAUGUCUUCCCAGAUGGUAAGAUGUGGGGUCCAUGGCUUUGGUAUCUGAAUGACGGAUCCAAAUCUGACGCUGCUGCCCGAGCUGCAGAGGAGUUUGGCUCGUGGCCGUAUUCCUGGUUCGAGGAUGAGGCCUACCACACUCGCGGCAGCGUCAAGGGCAAGCUAGUUCUGUCCGAUGGGCGUCCCGCAUCGAAAGCAGCAGUCUUCCUUGGCGAUAAUCGCCCGAAUAAGACGGCACUAGAUAUGGGCAGUGAAUACUACUACACCGGCUAUGCUGACGAGAGUGGGAAUUUCGAACUCAAAAACGUUCGCGUCGGGACCUACGGUUUCCAGGCAUGGUCGAACGGUAGUAGCAUCCGGGAUGUAAGCACAUCUCUCCUGAAGAAUGAUGUCACCAUUAGUGAGGAUGCGACUACUGAGUUGGGUACCCUGGAAUGGACAAUCUCGACCAAGAAGAAACUCUUCCAAGUUGGCGACUUCGACCGCUACAGUUACGGCUUCCAGUACGGAGGAGCCACGCCUCAACAUGCGCUAGUGGCCAAGUGUCCUGCCAACUUGACCUACACGGCCGGAUGUUCGAAGACGUCCGAGUGGUGCUUCGGCCAAGGCUAUAAAGGCAACUGGACAAUUCGAUUCCUUGUCAAGGACGAUCCGCCUAUUGCAGGGGUGAAGAACGCCACCUUGAUCGUGUCGCUGGCGGGCUACUCAUCUGGUGCAAGCGAUACUGUCUGGACCAAUGACCAAGUCGUUGGAAACUUGACGAGCGGCGCCCCAGGGCUGGCGAGUGAUCCGUCGUUGUACAGGUCGGCAACGGCGGCGGGGGAGUGGCGAUAUUUCGAGUUCGGCUUCGAUGCAUCUAUAUUGAAGAAGGGUUGGAACGCUGUGAGGUUUGAACAGACUCGGAAUACCACUUGGCACGGCUUCCUCUGGGAUUCCAUUAUCUUGGAAUGCAUGCGCAACCUACCAGCUCCGCCUCCGCAUUUUUCGCAGCGGAAAAAGAAAAUCCUGGACCAGUUGGCGGUGCCGGAUGCAGAUUACACUGAUGCUUCACCCAAAGGCUCGGUAGAUGCAGGCAUCAGAGAUCUCAUUGAUGAGAUCAAUGCUCUCGAUGGAUUCGUGACCACCAGCAGUUGUGCGGGUCGCGUGAGUGUAUUUUUGGAAGGCCGAAAAGCCCCAGAGAGAGCUGCGGACACUGCCGAUGUCAAAGACGACUCCCCGACUGAAAUCGAAUAUGCUGGUACCGGAGGCAAAGGCGGCGGUGGCAAAUGGCUCUUUGUCUCGCACGAUCCAGUAGAGAAGGAUUGGGAAACUAGAAGCGACAUUGCAACGGCGCUUUUGGGACUUGAGAAGCAGAGUUCCGGUGACAAUACCGCGACCUUUGAGGAAGUGAGACUUGCAGAGUCUCGGUUGAUACACUUCAAGUUUGAGCCGAUGAUCACUUACACGACGGACAGAUUCUUCAUGUUCUCACUGCUUCCCUAG
Messenger RNA from Phaeoacremonium minimum UCRPA7, 2250 nucleotides. RefSeq names its product putative rhamnogalacturonate lyase protein. The transcript has 6 exons. Gene Ontology annotation, biological process: carbohydrate metabolic process. The record is from RefSeq and is a predicted model, not a curated record. Lineage: Eukaryota; Fungi; Ascomycota; Sordariomycetes; Togniniales; Togniniaceae. The coding region runs from base 1 to 2250 and encodes 749 amino acids. Gene Ontology annotation, molecular function: carbohydrate binding; catalytic activity.